UUAAAAAUGUUGAAAGAAGAUAGAAUUAAAAUGUUACUACUUCCUAAACGAUAUCCCUGUUUGGAUAAGUUCAUCAUAAUUUUGUUCUACUCGAGCAUUAAUGCACUAGUGGUUCUAGGAAUAAUGAUGUGUAUACAAUCUUUGGCAAUAGCAUUUCACGCAUUAGUGGAUUUAAAUGUAUUGAUGUCUUAUCUUCAAACAGAUUACAAUGUUUUAUUUUGGAGUUCAGUAUUAACGAUAAUAUGUGGUUCUCUUGGAUUACUUUCAGCAUUUCAAUAUUCUAAAUCAGGACUAUUAACAAGUAUAGGACUUAUCAUUAUAACAUUCUUUAUAAUUGAUGGAUACGCAAUAAGUUUUAGAGUAAAAAAUUAUUUAUCUGAAGCACAACUUGUCACAAUUUUAUACGAUGCGAUCGCAAUAAAUCCAUAUGAAAAUUUCCAAUUUCAUUUCAUGCAAAGACAGCUCUCUUGUUGCGGAGUUAUGCAUUAUAGCGAUUGGACAACCUACCAUGAUGCUAUACCAGGAUCUUGCUGUAACAAUAUGACUAUUUGUGAUGAUGAUGAUCCAACUUUAUAUAAAAACAAUUGUUCUGAAGUAAUCUACGAAAUAUUAAGUAAUAUUUAUCAAGCUACAGUUGAUACUAUUAUAAUUUUAAAUGUUUGUUUUGUAUUCUCAUUAUUUUCUGGAUACUUCUAUUGGUACCUGUUACGACAAUUGAAAAAAACGAAAAAAAUAUCAUUUCAUCCGUUACCAAGAAUAAAUAUGCCAACGAUCUCGUCAAACCAACUAAAUCAACAUGGUUAUAUGAUAAACACCAAUACAAUUCUGUCAGGAAAUAAUGCACUUCAAAAUUAUAAUUAUGAAUAUUACAAUGCCUAUGCAACUAAUGCAAAUAAUAACCUAGCCGAACAAACGCGACAUGUUCAAAUAUCGGAGAACCUUACAAUCAAUGAGAACAACGAUACAGUUCAAGAAAAAGCUAGUACAACUGAAGAAGAAGUCAAUACACCCCAAGAAGAAGUAGCCAAUACACCCCAAGAAGAAGUAGCCAAUACACCCCAAGAAGAAGUAGCCAAUACACCCCAAGAAGAAGUAACCAAUACACCCCAAGAAUCAAUCUAUACACCCCCCGAAGAAAUCAAUAAACCCCAAGAAGAAGAAGUAGCCAAUACACCCCAAGAAGAACAUAAUACGAUCGUAACCAAAAAUGUUGCUUUCUACGAUAUUACCAAGCCAAAAGCCCCAUCAAUUGAUGGUGUCUUCUUUACCUUACCAACACCGAUUCCUAAAACUUAAAAUAUAAUUUUAAUGAACAAUUGAUCAAUUUAAGUAUUACUCAUUAUAUUGAAAAUAAUCAGCAGAAAAAUGACCUAUCGUUAAUAUGCAUAAAUAUU
Polistes dominula (European paper wasp) is the source of this 1394-nucleotide messenger RNA. RefSeq lists its product as uncharacterized. Gene Ontology annotation, cellular component: membrane. NCBI's taxonomy places the organism in Eukaryota, Metazoa, Arthropoda, Insecta, Hymenoptera, Vespidae. The record is from RefSeq and is a predicted model, not a curated record.